Prunus mume (Japanese apricot) is the source of this 1166-nucleotide messenger RNA. RefSeq lists its product as uncharacterized. Gene Ontology annotation, molecular function: 2 iron, 2 sulfur cluster binding; electron transfer activity. Gene Ontology annotation, cellular component: mitochondrion. The record is from RefSeq and is a predicted model, not a curated record. Gene Ontology annotation, biological process: P450-containing electron transport chain. Lineage: Eukaryota; Viridiplantae; Streptophyta; Magnoliopsida; Rosales; Rosaceae.
AAUUCUGAGUCAUAACGAUUGCAAAAAGAUCUGAAAACGAAAAGGACACAUAGGGAAUUUUAAAAUUGUUAGAAAACCCCAAAAAGAGUGCUAUAGUUUGUUUCCUCGCGCACCGUCGCUCGCUUCUCUCUCUCCCUUCCAGCGACGCCGGCACUUCUGGCCUUUGAUUUUUCGCCGUCUGGCUACCUCAGGCCACGGCACCGGUCCCAAAAGAAUCGUCUCCUCCUCCUUUUCAUAGCCCAGUCCUUUUCCUAGCUCGAAAACCCAAGGUUAACCGGCUGUUUCGACUGGAAGUUUCGGCAGAAACUUCGACGUCGCCGGCAACGUUUCUUGCCACUCCAGGCCGUGCCACCACUUGGAAAAGUUGUUCUGUUUGAAGUUUUGGGUAUAGUAAGAGAGGAGGUUCGACGAUUGAUUAUGUUUGCUUCUAAAGUUUCAAGAAUCGGAGUUUUGAUACUCAAACAGCUCUCCGGAGACAAACUCACAUCCAUAACCAGAGCAGGAUAUAAUACGAGUAGUUGUUACAACCAAUACUUGCAACCUCUGUCUGAAACUAAGUUGUUGCGGGGAGUCAUAUUUCACAAGCAUCAUCUUUUUUCUACCGUUAGUGCCAGCGAUUCUUCAAAUGAAGGGAUUGAGCAGAAAGAAAAGAUAUCUGUGACAUUUGUUGAUAAGGAUGGAGAUGAGAUACAUAUUAAGGUUCCUACUGGAAUGUCUAUGCUAGAAGCUGCCCAUGAAAAUGAUAUAGAUCUUGAAGGAGCAUGUGAAGGUUCAAUUGCCUGUUCAACAUGUCAUGUGAUUGUGAUGGAUAUGGACUAUUACAACAAAUUAGAAGACCCAACUGAUGAGGAAAAUGAUAUGUUGGACUUGGCCUUUGGGCUUACGGAAAGCUCUCGCUUGGGUUGUCAAGUGAUUGCAAAACCUGAACUUGAUGGAAUUCGUUUAGCUAUUCCAGCUGCCACCCGAAACUUUGCUGUUGAUGGCUAUGUUCCUAAACCACACUAGAGAUGCUAUAAUGCUUCUGGAAGAGUUGGUUGAGUGUUACGUGUAACAUCCCAGUUUUGUAACUCCUAUAUCUUAUUGGACCAAUGAGCACAACUUGAGUCCUAUUAUUUAUUCAUUUAGUACUAAUACUGAUUAUAGAUUUGCUGCUUAUUCGCGAACUC